Molecule: messenger RNA, 1732 nt
Organism: Anolis sagrei ordinatus
Lineage: Eukaryota; Metazoa; Chordata; Lepidosauria; Squamata; Anolidae
Gene: FGF18
Product: fibroblast growth factor 18
Biological process (GO): cell differentiation; animal organ morphogenesis; positive regulation of gene expression
Cellular component (GO): cytoplasm
Molecular function (GO): fibroblast growth factor receptor binding; growth factor activity
Source: RefSeq, a predicted model, not a curated record
GGCGAGCUGAUGUCUAAGGGAGUCACUCGGAGGAGGCAAGGCAGGCAGGCACCGCUCAACUUCUCCGCCUUGGCUGCUGCGGCUCGGCGCCACGACGCGGGAUCGCCCCGGAGCGGACGAAGCUGCCAGGCUUGGGCACUCCUCCUCCUCUUCUUCUUCCUCCCCUUCUUCUUCUUCCUCGUCAUGGCCAAGCUGCGGUCGGGGAACUGACUCCGUUGACCGGGAGCCACUUGAGCGCCGCCGCCGCCGCCCCCUCCUUCGCCUCCUUCCUUCCUUCCUUCGCGAUGUAUUACUCGUUGCUCUCCGCCUGCACUUGCUUGUGUUUACACCUCCUGCUGCUGUGCCUCCAGGUACAGAUGUUUGUCGCUGAAGAAAAUGUGGAUUUUCGGAUACACGUGGAAAACCAAACGCGAGCGCGGGAUGACGUCAGCAGAAAGCAGCUCAGGCUCUAUCAGCUGUACAGUAGGACAAGUGGGAAACAUAUCCAAGUGAUGGGGAGAAGGAUCAGUGCCAAAGGAGAAGAUGGAGACAAAUAUGCCCAGCUUCUAGUGGAAACAGACACAUUUGGCAGUCAAGUCCGGAUCAAAGGGAAAGAGACAGACUUUUACCUUUGCAUGAACAGGAAAGGCAAGCUAGUAGGGAAGCCGGAUGGCACCAGCAAAGAAUGUGUCUUCAUUGAGAAAGUCCUAGAGAACAACUACACAGCGCUCAUGUCGGCAAAGUACUCCGGCUGGUAUGUCGGUUUCACCAAAAAGGGGAGGCCUCGGAAAGGGCCCAAGACACGAGAAAACCAGCAAGACGUUCAUUUUAUGAAACGAUAUCCAAAGGGUAUAGUGGAUUUACAGAAACCUUUCAAGUAUACCACAGUGACCAAGAGGACUAGGAGAAUACGACCCACCAACCCCAGUUAAAAGACAAAGACAGUGUCAGGAGAAUAAACUACGAAAGAUAGACUGUACCAGAGAAAUAUUUUUACACUAAAAAUAAGGGAGAAGCUCUAUUUUUGUACAUUGUUUUUAAUUUUUUUUUAAAAAAAGACAGUUGAAAAAACAAACCCACUGGGGAAGCUGUAAAAGAUUUAUUGUAACUUGAAGAAGAAGAAGAAGAAAAAUGAAUGGCUCUAUUUAAAUUGACUUUUUUCAUGCUGUGGAUUGACAUACAGGUGCUUACUUCUCUUUUUGGAAUGGACAACCUUUUGGAAUGGACAACUUUUCCAAGCCAAUCCCUAAAGGGGAAAAGUUCAUCUGAAAAGAAUAAUAAUAAUAAUAUUAAUAUUAAUAAAAACCAAAACCACAAACCAAAGAAAACCAAAGUUCGUUUCCCAAAGUCCCUGAAAACCCUUGGAUAAUUCUCUGGUGUUGCAGUGAUCUGUUUUAUUGUCUGAUACAAGUCCGACCGAGACAAGUUGGUCUGCAAAUCUGUCAUUGAGCGUCCGUGGAGAGCUCAAUACCUCAGUCUUUUGUAACCUUUCCGACGACAUAAGGUGUCACGCCUCUGUGAUCCUGCAUUAUGAUGCUCACUUCUGGAGAAUGCUGCUAAUGACCUUCAAGUGACUAAGUAAAAUAACCUAAUAACACCAAUGAUAAGGGAAUAUUUUAAAACCAGCUCUAUUAUAUAUAUAAAUAUAUAUUAUAUAUAUAAGCUAUUUAUUUCACCUCUCUGUAUAUUGCAGUUCCAUGAACCAAGUAUUACUGCCUCAACAAUUAAAAAGGAAAUUAUUUAAAAACAUGAA